CAGCCUGAGCGGAAGUUUCUGUUGAAAGCACGGAAGACAACCGGAAGUGACGCAACAUCUUGUCGUGCUUGAAACAUGCUUGAAUGGAGGUGACCUUAGUUUUUAAAGGUUCGUAAGGAAACUCGGUGACGCUACACUCACCUGUGUUGUUAAUGAACUUUUAGAUUCUCGUUUGUUUCAGUCUAGAAAGACCUUUAGAGUUUUGCAAGUUCACGAACGAGAGAAGAUGGCAGAGGCUCAUCAGACGCGCGUGCAGAAUGUGGUGGAAGAAAUGGUUCAGAGUCUGGAGAGGGAGCACAUCCGCAAGAUGCAGGGACGCAUGUUCCAGUGCAGCGCAGACUGCUGUGCUCGCCCCUCAGAUUCCAUGUCUCAGGUGCAUCAGUGCAUCGAACGGUGUCACACUCCUCUGGCACAAGCUCAGAGUCUGGUAACCUCCGAGCUGGAGAAGUUUCAGGUGAGACACAAGAUUUAUUACUAUUUAAAUUGUGCCAUCUGCCAAUAUCUUAUGCUGCUAUCGCUAUGUGAAAUAAGUAUAGCUGCAAGGAGAUUUUCAGAGGAUUAAAAGGACUCGAGUAAA
Molecule: messenger RNA, 577 nt
Organism: Oryzias melastigma (Indian medaka)
Lineage: Eukaryota; Metazoa; Chordata; Actinopteri; Beloniformes; Adrianichthyidae
Product: protein FAM136A-like
Exons: 2
Coding region: 227-562 (111 amino acids)
Cellular component (GO): cytoplasm
Source: RefSeq, a predicted model, not a curated record